Molecule: messenger RNA, 2789 nt
Organism: Corticium candelabrum
Lineage: Eukaryota; Metazoa; Porifera; Homoscleromorpha; Homosclerophorida; Plakinidae
Product: complement factor B-like
Exons: 9
Coding region: 1-2706 (901 amino acids)
Biological process (GO): proteolysis; complement activation
Cellular component (GO): extracellular region
Molecular function (GO): serine-type endopeptidase activity
Source: RefSeq, a predicted model, not a curated record
AUGAAGCACCAGUGCCAGUCGCAGUUCUCUCCUGAGCACGCCUUACCUGAAGUGCAUGGCUCUGCUGGUUGCGGAACUCGAAAGGAUGAACAACGUGGUAGUGUCAGUCCUCGUCUCGCUUUGAUGAGAACACGUACUUACAACGCAAAAAGAGGGUCACGAUGUGAAACUCUUUUUAUUGACAAUAGUCAACUGAACUCUACUGAUACGGGCGUAGGGACAGUCGUGACGGUGAUAUGUAACACAGGUUACACACUUGUCGGCUCUAACCAAAGGGAAUGCUUAUCUUCGCAAAGUUGGAGUGGGGACACUGAUUGUUUGGAACUGCAGUGCUCUCCAUCACUAUCAAUGCUUAACGGAAAAUUUCUUUUUAAGAGAACAGGCCCACAAAUUACAGUCAAUCUAGUCUGUGACGAUGGCUACCAUGCCCAGGGCAAUUUGAACAGCGUGUGCUCUAUUAGUGGACGGCAGCUCAGUCUUCGACGAGCAGCUAGUUGUACAGCUAUUCGUUGCUCUCGGCCAACUCUACCCAAUGGAGUAAUACUAAUGGCUGACAGUAUUUUUGGAAGCACGAUCACAUUUUCUUGUGACAUUGGUUACACGCUGAUGGGAAAAGCUGAAGCUACAUGCACUGCAAAUAGAACGUGGAGUUCAUCUAUCCCUACUUGCGUCAGAGAAGGUUGUGAAAGUCCUUUUAUUUCUAAUCAUGAAGUGAACUCUACUGAAGCAAACACAGGCACAUUUGUUUCACUAAAGUGUUACCCAAGCUACUCAUCCGUGGGUUCUGACUGGAAAGAAUGUUUAUCUUCGAAAACGUGGAGUGGAGACGCGGCGUGUGCCGAAUUGCAUUGCUUUCCAUCACUGUCAGUCCGUAAUGGACGAUUUCUUUAUAAGAGUAAUGAUUCCGGAAUUAUGGUGACUUUAGCCUGUGACACGGGCUACAAGGCUCAGGGUGCUUUGCAAUCCGUGUGUUCCAUUAGUGGACGACGGCUCUACCUUCAACGUCCAAAGAAUUGCUUGGUUAUUCGUUGCUCUCGUCCAGCUCUACCUAAUGGAAGAACCACAAUGACUGAUGUUAUCUUUGGGAGUAUGGUCAGGUUUUCUUGCAAUAAUGGUUACACAAUGGUUGGAGAAACAAAUUCUACAUGCAUUACAAAUGGAACUUGGAGUUCAACUGUUCCUACUUGCAUCAAAAAAGUAUUUUCUAAGCCUUUCAAAGAUCCGAGUCGUUUGCUUUCAUCAUUUCAAGAUAAUUUCUUUGGGAGUUUGAUCACGUUUACAGCUGCGGCUCAACCUGUUGCCCAACAACGCCAAACCAAAUUAAUCCAGCACCGCAAUGAUGAAGAUAAUGUUGCAUUAGAUAUUAUCUUUGCGAUGGACACGUCAGCAAGCAUUACUCGUCAACGAUUUGAUAAUCAUUUGAAACCGUUUCCAAAUAUGGUUGCUCAAUACUUUCCUGUAUCCCCAUUGCAUACAAAUGUAGGCGCUAUUGCAUUUGGCUACAGGAUCUAUGUCAUUUCACAUCUGACUGACAAUCUUGACAAUUUCAAUCGCGAAAUCAGCAGAUUUGUUUAUAAAGACGAAGGAGCUACUAAUACUGGUCAAGCACUGUUGCUGGCAAUAGAAAUGUUUAACACAUCUGGAAGACCAUCGGCAAAUACAAAGCGAGUCGUGAUCUUGCUGACCGACGGCCAUAGAAACAUGGGUCCAAACAUCGCGGCUACAGCCGAGCAACUGAAACUAAAUGCAAUAGAAGUAUUCGCUUUUGGAUUAGGAUCUGCUGUUAACGAAGCUGAGUUACACACACUGGCCUCUCCACCAAGUGACAGACACGUCUUCUUGAUCAAAUCCUUUCGUUUAUUUCGGAACUUUACGUUAAGCAUCGUUCCAAAAUCGAUCAACGAACACUGCGGAAUUUCUGGGUUUCCUGGUUUUCAUUCUCGAAUCUACGCAGGAGAUAGAUCGGCAUAUGGUGCGUGGCCAUGGAUGGCGGCCAUUUUCAAAUUUAAUCGAUCGUCUUCAAUGUGGGAUUUUACUUGUGGAGGUUCUCUUCUUAAUAACCGAUGGAUCGUAACUGCCGCUCAUUGUAUUUACGAUGAACGUGGAACUUCUCAAGAAAUAGUGAGAGUUCAACUUGGCAAGCAAUAUUUGUAUGUAAGCAACCCACACGAACAGACUUACACAGCAAACGUCAGCACAGCAAUAAUGAAGGAAUAUAGCCCAUUCACAAUCGACAAUGAUUUUGCUUUGUUACGUCUAAACAAGACUGUUACCUUCAACAGGUUUGUCCGACCAAUAUGUUUGCAUCAGGAUCCCAUAUACUACCAAAAUUCUUCAAGCCUCUAUGUCGGUCGGAGAGCUACUAUUAUCGGAUGGGGAAGUUACUCUUCGUCUCACUCAGAGUUAUCUCCAGUUUUGAGAGAAGCUACAGUUACCAUAGAAAGUAAGUCAGAAUGCAAUCGAGUCUUAUCUGUAACACACCUCACAGACAGCAUGUUAUGCGCUCAAAGCAAUAAAACGGAUGCUUGUUGGGGAGAUAGUGGAGGACCCAUGAUGUGCCAAGAUCUCAAUACUAACCGUUUUUUCCUUUGCGGAAUAAUCAGCUAUGGACGUUCACGAAAAUGCUCAGCAGGACAUGGUGUAUACACAAACAUUAUGAAAUUUGUGACUGGCGUAGUUUUUCCUACUCUCCAUAAUAACAGUUAGGCUGGCAGCAACUAGGCUACAGGGCAUGUGGCUUUAUCAACAUGUGCGCCUGCUCGGAAUAGCAAGCUGUAGUGUGCAUUUUG